CGUGUGCUACAUUCAAAAUAGUCCCACAUGUUGCAGACUCGCCAAAUACACAAAUCAUUUGAAUGAUAACUUAGCUUAGGCAAUAAAACAAGUAGUUUAAUGACAUGUGUACUUGGCACCGGUGAGUCAGUAUACAUGUCGGACAAUGGAGAUCAGUGGCAGGUGGCUCGGAGACGAAAAGGUGCAGCGAAGAAAUCAAAAUCUCUCCAGCUGUCUUCUGCUUCAACAUGCUGCCAGGAAGAGCUGGAUAUCGGGAAAACUGUUAAACGGAUCAGGGACAUAGUGUCUGAGCUGAGAUGUGAGGAGUUUUGGCAGGAGUGGAAAGAGCAGCUGUUGGUGGCAGCAUCAGUCUCAACACCUCCAGAGGACAAAGACACUGAGGAUCAGCUGGAGACGUGCAGAGAACACAGAUCAUGUCAGCAGCUGGAGUGUGUGUGUUAUGGACUCGGCUCCUUCUCCUCCUGUGUCGCAGCUCGAUACCAGCUGGCCAUGUUGCUGCUGCUGCUGGAUGCUGGGCAGAUUCCCCUGAAGGACUGCUCUGUCUAUGAUCCUGCAUUCUCCUCAGCAGAGAAGGAUGUCCUGAGAGAGCUGGGUCUGACUGUGCUGACAGAAAACGAGGAGGGGAAGCGUCUAGCGACAAAGCCCACGCUCUUUUACCUGAUGCAUUGUGGGAAAGCCCUGUACAACAACCUACUGUGGAAGAACUGGAGCGCACAGUGUCUGCCGCUGGUGAUAAUGAUUGGAAACAGCUUCAGCGGCAUGAGAGAGCGGACGAUUGAGAGAGAGCUCAAGCGGGACUACAGCUACAUCAGUAAGGCCGUGGAUGUGUGUGAGGAGAGACAGCUCCCUUGUCCGUCUCGUCUCAUUGACGUCUUCAGUGACACUUCAGUCAUCACCUUUCCUUCCAGCAGCCUUAACAGACUCCCACAGUCUACAUGGACAGAGUUGUGUGAACCGCAGUACCAGCACUGCCCAGAUUUGGAGAUUAUACUGAAGGAAACGCAGAGCUGAGACGGGAAAUUGACAAUAGUGGACAUGUUUUAUUGUUGUCAUUGAUAUAACCAGUUUUUAAAUAAAUGAGGAAUGCUCUAAA
Messenger RNA from Acanthochromis polyacanthus (spiny chromis), 1093 nucleotides. RefSeq names its product SRR1 domain containing (gene srrd). The transcript is spliced from 6 exons. Lineage: Eukaryota; Metazoa; Chordata; Actinopteri; Pomacentridae. The record is from RefSeq and is a predicted model, not a curated record. Bases 100 to 1011 code for a protein of 303 amino acids. Gene Ontology annotation, cellular component: nucleus; cytoplasm. Gene Ontology annotation, biological process: microtubule-based process.